AUGAUCGGAAAAGGUGGAGUUGCUGAGGUCUAUAAAGGACUUUGUUGUGAUACUCGUAAUGAACUUGAAGUUGCUGUUAAAUUAGUUGGAUACAAUACAAUUAAUCCUGGAAUGAGUAAGGGUCCAGAAACUUUGGAAGACUUACUUUAUGAUCCGAAAAAUGAGAUGAGAGUAUUCAAAGCAUUUCGUGAUAAAUAUCAUGGAUAUUCAGAAGAAAGUGGUAUUAUUGAAAUGAUUGAUGGUGGUGAAAUUAGCAACGUCCAGUAUUCUGAAUAUGACAAAGCUAAACACGAUUUUAAAUAUGUUAUUAUAACCGAAUUAGGUGGAAAUAACUUUUUAAAAUAUAUCGGAGAUCAAAUCUAUGAGAGAAAUGGACUUUCAGAAUCGGAACUAAUGGAGGAAUUAGUGAAACCAGCAACAGUUCUUUUUCAAAUGCAUGCUGUUGCCAUCCAUAUGGAUUUUAAACCACAAAAUGUUGUAUUUAAUUCUAAAAACAAUUUAAAAGCUAUAGACCUUGGAGGAAGUCUUUUAUUUGCUGAUAUUGAAAUUGAGAAUGAAAUUCCUGCAAUUCUUGUCGGAAGAAGAACAACCUCACUAUAUUUUUUGCCGCCCGAGCUACAUUCAUUAUUGAAAUCUGAGCUUGACAAACAUUACAAUGCAAAGGUAUUAUUAUUUAUUUUAAUGAAUUGUAAAACAGCACUUGAAUCUUUACCUAAUCAUUCAUUCAAAACCUUAACCUAUUCAAUUUGUCCAUAG
Molecule: messenger RNA, 756 nt
Organism: Meloidogyne enterolobii
Lineage: Eukaryota; Metazoa; Nematoda; Chromadorea; Rhabditida; Meloidogynidae
Source: the annotation of a GenBank genome assembly